AUGAGGCUCGGCGAGGUGCGCGUGGCCGAUGAGCAGGACUUCGAAGAGCUCGCCUUCGUGGUGGACAGCCUGGACGGCUGGAAACUGGACUAUUUCCAGGCGCCGCUCCGGGUCUGGGUGAAGCCCGCUACCAACACCAACUUCCACAUGAUCAAGGUGAAGACGAUGUUCAGCGACGUUUCUGCGCCGGUGUUGUACGACGUGCUGCACGACUCGGAGUACCGCCGCACCUGGGACCGUUUUAUGCUCGCCUCCAGCCCGAUCGGCUGCCUCAACGCCUCCAACGAGCUGAGCUACUACGCUGCCCGCUGUCCGCCGCCGCUGCGCAACCGCGACAUGGUGCUGCUGCGCUCCUGGCUGGCCGACGAGCGCGCCUACUACGUCAUGAGCCACUCGGUGUUUCACGCGCAGCACCCGCCGCGGCCGGGCUUUGUGCGAGCCUUCAGUCACCUGACCGGGUUCGUGAUCCGUCCCCUGAGCCCGCGCGGCUGCGAGCUGCACUAUGUGACCCACGCCGAGCCUGGUGGACGGCUGCCCGCCUGGCUGGUCAACAAGGUGACGCAGACGCUGGCGCCGGGCCUGGUGCGCCGGCUCCACAAAGCCGCCCUCGCCUACCCUGCCUGGAAACGGAAACACGACACCGUCCACAAGCCCUGGCUGAACCCGGAACAGAUGAGCCCGGUUCGGGUCGACCUCAGUUUGUGCCGCCGCAGUCCCCUGGAGGAGAACGAGCCCGCCCCUGACGAGUCUGAAGUGAAGAUCGAUAGUCGCAUUGGCGAAAACUACCUGAAGCUUGCAGAUUGA
Amphibalanus amphitrite is the source of this 804-nucleotide messenger RNA. RefSeq names its product START domain-containing protein 10-like. Gene Ontology annotation, molecular function: lipid binding. The transcript has a single exon. The coding region runs from base 1 to 804 and encodes 267 amino acids. The record is from RefSeq and is a predicted model, not a curated record. Lineage: Eukaryota; Metazoa; Arthropoda; Thecostraca; Balanomorpha; Balanidae.